This is a messenger RNA of Amoebophrya sp. A25, 2536 nucleotides long. Lineage: Eukaryota; Dinophyceae; Syndiniales; Amoebophryaceae. The record is from the annotation of a GenBank genome assembly.
AUGAGCGACACGGCAACGACCUUAGAUGCGACGUCCUCACACGCUGACGUGGGCACCAACACCAAGCCCCAAUGCGUGGCGGACAACAUGGAUGAAAAAGCGACAAACGAUAUGUUGGAAUCGGAAGGACCUCCAGGAACAGGACAAGAAUCCGCAUCUUCCACAUCGAGGACGAACAAUAUUUUGCAUCCCGUCUACCGUGAUGCGACGACGAUAUUGGCCCCCAUGGUGCGUGCGAGCACCCUCCCAUUGCGUCUCCUCAGUCGUGAUCUUGGCUGUGAUCUAGUUUACACGGAGGAAACAAUUGAUAAGCGAAUCAUUCAAGCCCAGCGAUUCCGAAAUCCCCAUUAUCCAGGAACCAUUGAAUAUUACGUGGGAGCACCAACAGCAUCUUCACCGGGAGAAGAAAAGGCAAUUCCUGCUGCUCCUACUGGGUCUGGUAUUCCGCCUUCUGCAACAAGUUGUCCUACAACUACUUCAGCUUCUACUGCUGGGUCCUCCUCUGGGAGGAAUGUGAAUGGUGCUAUUCUUCCAAAAGUUCCUCCAUCUCCAGAGGAAGUUCCUCCAUCUGCAACAUCUUCACCGGUAGAAGAAAAGGCGACAAGCAGCCCGCCAACUCCCGCAGCCACACCAGAAGAGGCAUCUUCUGUCGCCCCACUUGGUGCUUCGACGAACGGGCCGAAAGCCAAUCAUGAAGGCCAGGUCGAAUCUGCCCGAUCUACAGCAUCGGGAGUAUUCUUAGGAAGUCGCAACCCGAAUUGCAAUAAAGGCGGGGAGAGGAAAUCGGUGUUUCGGACGACCGACAGCGAAGUGCGGCAAAAUCGGACGAUCUUUCAGCUCGGUACCUGUUGUCCGGAUCGCGCUCUCGCAGCAGCCCGCGUCGUCAUCGAGGACGUAGCCGGUGUAGACGUGAAUAUGGGCUGUCCAAAGAGCUUCUCCGUCAAAGGUGGAAUGGGUGCCGCGUUGUUGUCCCAACCGCCCUUGGCAGCGCGUAUUGUGCAGAACCUGCGAGCCAAUUUGCCAAGGGAGAAGAGCGUCACUUGCAAAAUCCGUUUUGUGCGUGAAACUGACGUCAACACUGUAGAGGUGAAGAAAACGACGACUUCUUGUUCGAGUGCGGCAACCGUGGAUUCUGAUCCAGACCGGGAUGCGGCGGCCGUGCUUCGCACGCGCAAUUUGGUCAUAAAACUUCUCGAGGCAGGCGCGGACGCCGUCUGCGUGCACAUGCGCUACAUCCCGGACCGACCACGGCAACCUGCGAGAUGGCCGCUUUUCUUGGAGUUGAGGCAAGCCUUGGCGGCGCGCGGGGAGAUCACCAAUUUUCAGGGUCGUCGGAUUGAUCUAGCGAGCGCGCCUCCGCUCAUUGCGAACGGAGACUUUUUCAAUCUAGAACAGGUCCGCUGCUUUCGCAAGUUACACCCUCAAAUUCCGUUGAUGAUCGCACGUGGGGCACAGUGGAAUCUGGCACUCUUCACGCAAGUGAGGCAAAUGAUGCGAAACGAAGCAGAAAAAGAUGAAAUUAGAAACAUCGCGGCACUUGCACAAGCGCACACUGUGCCCUCACGGGAAGAGUGUCUGCGACUCUACGUGCAGACGUGCAUUGAUACGGGUACUAUUUUUAAGGCUACAAACAACAAGGUUGAAAAUCCAUCUUUGUUCCCCAGCAACAUCUUGGUCCUCCUCGUUUUUCCACAGGUUAGUUUUCCCUCUAAUCUUAGGCUUAAUAUCCCUUCAAACAAUAAAUCGCUUUUGAACAGGGAAUACUUAACCGGGAUAUAACCUCCAAUAUGAAUGCACCGAAGCUGGAUUUCUCUUAUAUAUGCAUAGUUCUAAUAUUCUUCCAGAGAUCAAAUGGAACGUACAGGAGAUGAUUCUGAAAGACACGGCGAAGCUUUUUGGCUUCACGAUCAAGACUCUGGCCCAAAAGGUGAGUUCCACAAAAAACAUUUCUGAUCUGCUCACUGUUUUACGCGGUUUAAGGGAAGAGACGAGCCGUGGAAUCAGAAGUAAUGUUGUACCAGCACCAGGUGGCAAUGCCAAUGCCACGACGACUUCCAAGUCUGCAGAACCACGAAGUACAACUUCAACCAAAGUGGUCGAGCAACAAGCUGUCGCUCCUCGUUCGUAUCCGGAUGAUUUAGCUUCUGUGGAAGCCGAGUUCGAGGCACUUUUAGCGCCGGAAAACCAGCACAAAACUACUGCAGUCGAAGAAGAGAGUGUACGUGUAAAGCAAGAAGACAAACAACUACAACCACGACUAGAAAAAACAUCAAGCACAGAUGAGGAGCAAGGACCAUUUUACUCCUUUGUAGACGGACGAUCUCUGCGAGGAGCGAAGGGGUUCAGAUAUGUCAAAUCUGAACACCCGGAGAAAGCUCACACGCUUGCUUACAUGAAGGAGGUACUCUUCGGAGCCAUCAGAGAUGAGGCUGCGCAACAGCAAAGUGCGUAUACGGAUAGAGAUAAUAAUUUGACGGAGGGCGCGGAUCAGCUCCCACCACAGCAUCAAGCCAAGCGUAGAAGAAUCGACGGAUGA